UCCGACUUAUUCGUUCUGCCACCCGAGCGUCCCCAAACAAAAGUCCCGUAACUACGUAAUUCCUUGCCAACAAGAGGCGAUAUCUGUCUUUUAGAUUCCCCCCGCAAUUGCGUUUUUGCAUAAAGGAGAGAGAGAGGGAAGAGAGAGAGAAGAAGGCAAUGAAAGGAAAGGUUAAAAAAGAAAGGACCCGUGGAAGCUUUGAUUGCAUGAUACGCGUUAUGGUAGUGGCCCGACCAAGAAAUGGCUAGUGAUCCUUUCCCUCUGCUUUUCUUCUCUUCUUCAACAAAAUGGCGUUGCUCGCAUUUCAUGAUCUAUAGAAAAACCAAAUCCUAACAAUCUGUCUUUCCCGUUCGGUCACUUUUUCUUGAUUUUUUUUCUUCCCGUCCGAUUUCGUUGUAAAUAUUUUAAGAGAGAGAUGGGAGAGCUAGCCAAGGUUCUGUAUUUAGUUGUGGUGGACGAAGGCGAGAAGAGGGAGAAGGAGACGUCGUCGUUUCGGUACACGCGUCCCGUUCUUCAGAGCACCCUCCAACUCAUGGGCUGCAAAGCCCGUCAUGCCUUUAAGAUUAGCCAGAGGGUUUUUGAAUUGAUUAGAAGCGAACCUUCUUACAACUCUCUACUUCAAGAUGGAAUUGAGAUACUGAAUUCUUGUGGUUUAAAAGGAAACACUGAGAGGGAAGAUGUUCGUCCUACCAAUGGUGACUUUCGUAGAGCAGAGGCAGGCAGCUGUUUAGUUUCAGACAAAGAUGAUGAAAAUAAAAGUAUACCAUUUGAAUUGUAUAAAAGACGUACAUCUGUUUCUGUAAAAAGAGAGACUUUCUUAGAUGUUGUCUGUGAUGCUCUUGCUGAAUAUAAGUAUGUGGGUCCAAACCAGAGGGCUGACUUGGUUUUGGCAUGCAGAAUCCGAGAGAGGAAGGAAUCUGUAACUGUGCUGUUGUGUGGCACUAGCGGUUGUGGCAAAUCUACUUUGUCUUCUUUGCUGGGUAGCAGGUUGGGAAUUACAACUGUGAUUUCAACUGACUCAAUUCGCCACAUGAUGAGGAGUUUUGUAAAUGAGAAGGAAAAUCCUUUACUCUGGGCAUCGACCUACCAUGCUGGGGAGUGUUUGGAUCCUGUGGCAGUUGCAGAAGCAAAGGCUAAAAAAAGAGCAACGAAAAUGGCAGGCAUUGCUCAAUCACUUCCUAAGGGUGAGCUAGGUGAUGGUUCUUCAGCUUGCAAGUCUGAUGCCCGACCAAUAGAAAGUGGUUCUACUAGUACUGAAUUGAUCAAUCCCAAACAAAUGGCAGUUGAAGGAUUUAAGGCACAAAGUGAGAUGGUCAUUGAUAGUCUAGACAGACUGAUUACUGCAUGGGAAGAGAGGAAAGAGUCUGUAGUUGUUGAGGGUGUUCACUUAAGCCUUAAUUUUGUUAUGGGGCUUAUGAGGAAACACCCCUCAAUUAUACCAUUCAUGAUAUACAUUACGAAUGAAGACAAACACUUGGAAAGAUUUGCAGUUCGUGCUAAGUACAUGACAUUGGACCCUGCAAAAAAUAAGUAUGUGAAGUAUAUAAGGAAUAUCAGGACAAUACAAGAUUAUCUAUGCAAACGGGCUGAUAAGCACUUGGUACCAAAAAUAAACAACACAAAUGUUGACAGAAGUGUGGCGGCUAUACAUGCGACAGUUUUCAGUUGCCUCCGCAGGCGUGAAGCUGGGGAGCCACUUUAUGAUCCUAUAACAAAUACGGUUGCUGUAGUUGAUGAGGAAUACCGGAAUCAGUGUACUGCAGCACUGAGCUCCAAGGGAAUGUUUCAGUUGAUCCAGAGGAAUGGUUCUUCCAGGCAACUGAUGGCUCUUCUUAACACUGAUGGAUCUGUUGCAAAAGCUUGGCCAGUCGAAUCAGUUGAUGGUAAUGGAAGGCCUAUCUUUGGUCAUGGGACUGAGGGUGAAAUAGGCAUUCCCUUGUAUGGACCUCUAAAAAUUGGCAAGGCCGAACCCGUUAAUCUUCAAUUUGGUCACUUUGGAAUUAGUGCCUGGCCUAGUGAUGGUGGCACAAGUCGUGCUGGAAGUGUAGAUGAGUCCAGAUGUGAUGGCACUGAUAAUGGCAGUAGAUACCAAUCCUCUUGCUGCAGCUCACCAAGGAUGUCUGAUGGUCCUGCAAAGGAGCGAAAGGAGGAAAAUUCAGUGUAUGGCAGUGAUGAAGAAGUUGACGAUCCACCUGAGGUGGACAGUGAUGAGGAUUUUAGUGAUGAUGGUGAUAAACAGGUCCAUGAAGAGGUAGGCUCCAUUGAUGAGGGCUCAACAAAGUCAGAUGAAGAGUAUGAUGACCUGGCAAUGCAGGAUGUUCAGGAGAAUGGAUACUGGUCAGAUGAUGAUGAAGGCCUUGAUGAUAAGGUAUUGCCAUUUUCUGGGGACCAAGCAACCUGCACAAGAGGGGAUAAAUAUAAAAAGAAUUUGGAUUUCUUCCUUAGGAGUAUAAGUGAACAAUUUUCUGAGCCACUAUUCUCUCACUCUUCGGUUCUUACGGAGAAGAAUGAGAGGGGAUUGGCACCUUUUGGCAAUGUUAAAAUGAGAAAACGCUCCCUCAGCAUUCCAGCCUUGGGAAAGCAUGGAUCAGUAAUUAGUGAUCCCAUACUUUCCGGGGCUUCUCAGUGGAAGCGAAACAAUUUUGUUCUUGGUAUUUGAUGUUUUCUUUAUAUCCCUUU
Durio zibethinus is the source of this 2679-nucleotide messenger RNA. Its product is annotated as P-loop NTPase domain-containing protein LPA1 homolog 1-like. The record is from RefSeq and is a predicted model, not a curated record. NCBI's taxonomy places the organism in Eukaryota, Viridiplantae, Streptophyta, Magnoliopsida, Malvales, Malvaceae.